Molecule: messenger RNA, 1260 nt
Organism: Medicago truncatula (barrel medic)
Lineage: Eukaryota; Viridiplantae; Streptophyta; Magnoliopsida; Fabales; Fabaceae
Exons: 5
Coding region: 470-973 (167 amino acids)
Source: RefSeq, a predicted model, not a curated record
AAGGACUAAAUAAAUAUGUCUGUUAACAAUGGCACAUUCAAGUAUCAAAAUGAAAGUUAUGUUUUUCUCAACAUGACUGUUAAUUCAAUAUGUCGUCUUGCACUAUUUACACCAAAAUGACUCUAGUAUUUCUUAUUCCUAUUUUAUUUUUUUCCAGUAAUUUUCCCAUCUCUGAACUGCGGGACAGUCCCUCUCUCGCCGUCGUCGACUCACCACCGUUACAGCACCGCCUACCAUCUCCGUCAGAGAACGCACCGCCAUCUAUAGGAAGUGUGGCUGAAGACUAUUCUAAAAAAGAUUGGCCAUUUCCUGAUUUUCAACUACCUUUGUAUUUGCUUACCCCUGACAUUUCGACAAUCAAACCACCGCACUGAAGAGCGGUUACGCAGCGUCCUCCGGUGCAGUCACCAUCGAGGUUCUUCCAUUCUGCUUCCCCUCUGCUACGCACUUGAAUUGCUAGUUUAGGGCAAUGGGACGCGAACUUAAAGUGAGGGUUGUAUGUAGGAAACUCUAUGACUACGUCUGCUAUGAUCUCAAAGAAAUUGCUUUUCCAUCUUCCUUGCCCGAUCCUCCAAACAUUAAAAAGCGUCCUAAAUUGACUUGGGAGCAGCGUAUCUGGGUUUUGAAGAAAGCUACUAGGCUUUAUGCUGCUAGCUGGGUUCGUGACAUUGGGCCUGAUCUUCGGCCAAACGAUUAUAAGACGGAUGAAAUGAACGAUGAAUCUAAUGCUCAAAAGAAAACAGCUAAAGAUAAAGAACUCUCAAUAGUGGAGGAACUCGCUAUAGCUGCUAGAGGGGGAAUGGAGACUCUCAGACCUGCUCUGCAGCGUCUAUAUAUGACUAGAGCUUCUGCAUACAGAGAUGCUAUGAAGAGUUUUAUAGAGGGAUACCUAGAGGGUGUUCAGCAAGUAAGGGAGAAGAAAGAAAAUUCCAAAACUGAAGAAGAUGCCGAUGUAUCAAAAAAAUCAACUUGAAUUUCUUCUCCUGCAGACCUGCCGGUCAUCUAAAAUCAAGCUGCAGCUUUGCAGAAAGUAGUGUCUGUCCCCAUUCAUUCAAGGGUUUGAAUGUAUAUCACAUUGAACAGAUAUAAUUUGAUGUUCUUAAAUAAUGUAUUUGGGGUACUAAAUAUCAUGUGGUAGAACUUGUUUUGUUUUGCAAUUUUUUGUAUUACAAAGUUUUAAGUUGUGUGCACUUAUUUGUGAUGUUAAUAGUAUAUUUGUUCAGAAAAUGGGAGCAUUAGCAUUAGUUGAUGGCAUGCUUA